UUUUUUUUUGUAGUUGCUUUAGAGACUGGUAACAGUCUCAGGCAGUGUUUGGAUGACUUUUGCCCCUUGCGGCUGGGUUUGGAGCACCAGUAUGGUUUCAGGAACCAAGUUUUUAACCUGAUCCUUUUUGAGGGGGUUGGCUCCCACAGAUGUUUGUGAUAAGAGGAACCACCCAUAACAGAGCAAAAUCGGAGCAGCUGGUAGCUUUGAACCAUAUUGGUCGCCAAGGCUGUGGGCUGCUGGCUCAAGAAUAGGAGGAGGUACACAAGAAAUGGCAGCUCAGGCCCUCACCCACCCUGCUUCCCUUUAGGGGAGAAGUUUAGCUGAUGGGUAACUUUUGUUUACUGACGAUUCCGAAGGCACAGCUUUGAUGACUCAAGACCAGAAUGUCUUUAAACAUUAAGCAAGGAGUUAUGUUGUCUAGCUGUGGUCUCAUGGUGGAAGCCACUUGUAGACAUCCAGAGUUAGGAGCCACAUUCACUUCAAGCAGCCCUAGGCAGCAGGUAGGGGGUCAUUAACUGGUGCCUGUGAUUACAGAGGCAACUUGUGAGCACGGAUGAGUCCAUUAUGACCACGGCAACAUCUGCUCACGUCAUGACUGCUAUGUUCUUGUCUGAGUCAAAAGAUUAACAGUAUUUUGUUUGUGAUCUCAAUGCCAGUUUCAAGAAAGUAAGAACUCUUGAUUGGUAUAAGAGCCUCUAUUUGAACAAUUAAAUAAAUCAAUAGGGUGGGAAUUGGAAUGUUUCCGUGGGUCUACCUAUGGAAAUAUUGUUUACCUUCCUGUUUGUUGAUACAUCACUAAAAAUGGCUGAAAUAUCUAUAGUAGCCCCAUAAUAAGAGCCAUUGCCUCAGAGAAGACAGGCCCCAUGGCUUUGAGAAGAGGAGGAUGGCAGAAGCUGUACUCAGUUGGGCAAGAGCAGUUUCAUCCCUUUCCUCUAACAUUGGAGCCAGUCAGCCUGUUGGUGUCAGUAACUUCCAGUAGUCCUUCCUGUUCACUUGGGUGUCUGUGGCAUUUGAAAGACACCAAGGGCCUGUUUCUCAUUAGGCCGGAUGCUAUUUGGAGGAUGUGUACAUCAGUGUGGUUCUAACAAAAGACUUAAGGGGAAUCUGUGGUUUGGUUAUAGUAUUGUGGCCCUGUGGCUAGUUCUGAGGCCCAAGGACUGAUCUGGCCAACCACCUUAGGAUUCUCGAGUACUGUACCUUAGGCCAGUCCCAGGAAACUGAGUUAGGGGAAGUCCUUAGCAUACAAAAGAAAAGCUUGGACCAAAACAAGCAUUCCAAGAAAACCAUUAGCAUGCAGGAAGCAAGGCCAAGAGAAGAAUCCCUAUGUGAAGUCCAGGAUAGGGCUGGUCAGCUAAACCGGAAGCGGUGGUUUAAAAUGGAGCUAGAAGGAAUUUCCUGAAGUUGAACCUGCAGAUGCUUUUUCCAGGGCGUCUGUAGACUUGGUCAGGAGCAAGAAGGGGACACUUAGAAGCCUUAGCCAAAGUUAGCGGCCCAGAAUGCCUGUUAUCCCCCUUUCCCAGCUCCUUUAAGAGUAGUGAUUCUUAAUUCAUUUACAUGAAGGAAGAUUAGCCCCCAACAUUGCAUCUGAAAAAAGAAAGAUAAGAAGAGGUCAAAUGACUUCCCCAGGACAGAUAGAGUGCCUAAAAAUAGUUGAAUAAGCUAAAUAUACCUUGGGUCUUGCCCAACCGUGGCAUGAUCUUUGUUGCAUUAUUUGUUGCAUAAUACAUAAUGGAAAGUUCACAUAACUAGUCUGAUUCCAAAAUCUAAAUAGGGUCCAAAUUGACAAAACUAGGCUACCGCUGAUAAGAGAGAAGAAAAUGUCUUGCUCAUUGCUCCAGUUCCAGCUUCAGAGCCAUCCUGGGUCUUCCUUGUCCCUCUCAUUUACAGCACGGCCCCACCCCCUGCCCUUCUGCACCCAGGCUGGCACUGCUGUUGUCAUGCUCCUCACCAAGAAGUGUGGCAGAACCCAGGCCCACCAGCACCUCCCCUCCCCAGGUUGCCUGGUUGAUAGUGUCAGAUGCACACUUUCGGGAAUGAAGAGAGAAGAGCCUUGGGAGGUGUAUUAAUGCUAGGGCUGCCAUAACAAAAUACCACGGACUGAGUGGCUUAAGCAACAGAAAUGUACUUUCUCACAGUUCUGGAGCCUGGAAGCUCCAGAUCAAGCCAUUGGCAGGUUUGGCUUCUCCUGAGGCCUUUCUCGUUGGCCCUCAGACAGCUGCCUUCUUGCUGUGUCCUCACGGGCCUUUCCUCUGUGCCCAUGCAUCCCUCGUAUCUCUUGUGUGUGUCCAGAAUCCCCCUUAUAAACUCACCAGUCUUUGGAUUCAGGCGCACUCUCAUAGCCUCAUUUAAUCUUCAUUACCUCUUUAAAGGCCGUAUUCAAAUGAAGUCACAUUCUGAGGUAUGGGGGUUAGGGCUUCAACACUGGAAUGCGGUGGGGUGGAAUGCACAAUUCAGCCCCUGGCAGGAGGUUUGGGUUAGUGGGGUUGUUUGUGAGGGUGGAGGGUAGUGGUGCUUUUCAUUGUCCAGGAUGGGGUGAAGGAGGCUGUGGGUAAGUCUUCCUCGGGAACCAAACUGUGGUUCACACUUCUUCCUGUCCAUAUGAAACCCAGAGAUACUGAAGCCACUGGCCAGAGGAAGGUGUAGGGAGCAUGAGCCGGACAGGGCAUGACCUUGGUGGAGGGAGCAGAGUAUCCAAACCCCAGAGGCAGGGCCUAGCCACUGAAGGGCAGCACAGGGAGGCCCGAAUACAGGUAGGAGGUGGGGAAGGAGGAGGGACAAGAGGAUGGGCCUAUCCCUAUCAAGGUCAGGAAGCCCAUCCAUCAAGGGCCUCACAAGCUGGGUUAAGAGAUUUGUACACAUGUCUGACAGCAGUCACCUGAGCUCUCAGGACACCAGAGGUCUGUUUAUAAAUAGAAGUUAGGUAGGCAGUGUGGAGUAGACAUACUUCAUCCAUCCCUGAAUUAUAUUAUUCUAUUCAUUCUUGGAAUAAUAGCUCACAGCAUUUUUACAAUAAUUACAACAUAAUGUUCACAAUUUGUAUAUGGUGUUUUAAGUGCAUUAUUUUAGUGAACAUAAAUAUAAUUUAUGCUCAACAAAGGAAAAUUGAAAAAUCAGAGAAAUAGAAUUUUAAAAAAAUGUGCUCAUGUUGCUACCAUUGAAAGAUUAGUAGUAUUUACAUCUUGGUACAUUUCUAUGCCUCAAAGUUUAGUUUGAUUUGUGGAGCAAGGAUCUAUGUGUUUUGUUUUGUCUAAUUCAUUCAUUUAUUCAGCAGUAAUUUAUUGAGGGCUUUCCAUGUGCCAGAACUGUGCUAGAGGAAACAGCAAUGGAGUUUACAGACAAGUGGAAAGAACAGAGAUUCAACAAAAAAUUACCAUUGUGGCAAAUGGCCCCGGAAGCCACAGAAGUAUAGCAUGAGACUCUGCAGUGAGGGCUGAGAAUCAUGAGUGGAGUACAGCCUGGUACCUUGUAUGUUCAUUUGUUCUCAUCAAAGCACUUACCAGGCCUCAAUUGCUCUUUCUUACUUGUUUGUAAGAUUAUUGGGGUAUAUGUUAUCUAUUUCUCCCACUGAGCCUGAGUUCCUUUAAGGCCAGAGCUCCGCCCACUGCCCCUUUUCACACCUGUAUCCCCAGCUCUUGGUUCAGGCUUGCCUCUUCAAAGUGCUACCAAAAAAUACCUUUUACCUGGCUGGCAGUUUGUUAGCACAUAGAAGUUACCUGCUGCUUUCUCAAGGCUGUGUUUUGUGGCUGUGUCAUAUCCUAUCAGAGAUUCACUUCUUAGUUCAUAACUGGCUGGAUUUACCCCUUUGACACGUCAGUCAGGAGAGGUCUCAGAGCAUAUAAUUCUGGAGAUCUAUAGUUUUUCCCCACAUAGGUGGGGCCUGUAUUCUUUGGAGCAGGAGUAGGUGCAUCAGUUGAGUUCUCAAUUAUUGAUGCAGUUGUUCCAGAGACUGCCCAGAUUCUCAUGCCUGUCAUCGUCACCUCCUGGAUAUUUUCUCAGCCCCACAGCCUCAAGUAUAGACGUGUGGCUCCUCCUGUGAUCAGCCGCCCACCUCACUGAAAAAAAAAAAAGACUUGGCUUCCCCCAGAUUCAAAAGCAACUCCUCAGAGCCCUCGAGGCCCUGUUCUCUGGGGUACAUGGACUAGGAUAAUGGCUGUUUUGUAUGUGUUCUGGGAGAGCAACCAGGGAACCUGCUAGUGUUGGUGGAAGGGAGGGUACGAAGAGAAGGUUCAAGAAGCGAUGACAAAGCCUCAAGUUCUCAUUCCCUUUAAGAGAGAAGAUGACAAGAAGGAGUGUUUGGGAAAGAUGACCCAGGCAUGCAGUGGCUUAACAUUUUAAUCAUAGGUCCAAGGGGUUGGGUCACCUAAUGAGUCUUUGUUCACAUGUGCUGAAAUACCUGCCUCUGAGCUGGCCUCUGGCAAACUCCAGAGCACUCUCCUAGCCACCCUCUCGAAGCUCUGGGGAGGGCAGGCUGCCUGCCCACUGAUUAUUCCAGCGCUGGGCCAGCAGGACCUCCGGGCCUUCGAAGCUGCAGGUACCAGCCAAGUGCCUCCCUUUCUGUAGGUGGUAACUAGAUAUAGAUGCCACUGGGUGUGCUCAACCAGGCCUAGGCAAUGGACUCUUCCAGAAAGGCUUUUCUGCCUUUUUAUCUGUCCUUGUACUUAACAUUCUUUCUUGGUCAGGGGAGAAUUUACAACUGGUAUGCUCCUCCUUAUUUGGGACUGGGGGAGGGAUACAACUGUAAGGUGCCCUCUCUGGGUUAGCCCUUAGCUAUUGUGUUGGGAGCAAAAUUUUGAAGGCGGAGAAAGGUUGACUUCCAGGCCUGCAAAUGAUUCUUCUUUCCUUGUGUGGCUACUCAGAUGCUAUUAUUGUUGCUGUCUGAGCCAGUUUCUGGGCAAUAUUAUGAGUAUCAGUCACUUGUACUGUAGUGCAAAUAAGUUUAUAUCAGUCAGUUAGCAUCUUUGUGUCUUAAUUUGACUAUACUGCAGUUGCUAUUGUUUAAGGCAUUUAGGGCAUCUGGGCAGAUAUUAAAAAAACUUGGAGGCCAGAGAACACCCUUUACCUCUAAAAUGAUACCUAGGUCCUGACUAAGAACUCAUACAUUAGUACCAAGUGAAAAAUAAGAAUUUUUUAAAAUGCGGUGAAUCCCUUUUCCUCUUUUUUAGAAAAUUUGAUGUUUUCAGACAUUUUGGAUAGACUUAAACAUAAUUUUGAGUUGUUGGCAAGGAAAUCCAGUGCUUCCAAAGAUUGUAUAAAACGCAUUUCUCUGCUGUUUAGAAGAGCCUGUCAGAGACAGUGAUGAAGGGUUUUACAUGUUGUGCAACAAAGACUGUGGGUUUAUGAGGUGAUUGGCAUGCUGCAGGGGACCCUGUGAGGUGCGUGAGUCCCAGAGUCCUUACCCCGGUGCUGAAGCAGCCAUGGUAGUGUGUUCAGAGCUUUGAGUGUCUCCAGAGUUAGGAGAGCUAUUUGCCAAUGGGUUGUAGAUGUCAGGAUCAGGCUGGUUCAGGCCAGGAGUCUGUUAUCCCUCAAUGAAAGGGCAAGCUUACCUAGAGACACAAGAAAAUUGAUCAUGUUUGGAGAGAGAUCAUGCCCAUUAUUUGCCUUUUGUUGGUUACUAAUGACCUCAGACCAAGACGGAGGAGCAAGGGAGGCAAGCUGCUGAGUCCAUGAAAAUAGCAUCCCCAUGGUGACUAUGUUCUCUAUGGAAGCUCUGACUUACUUCCUGAAUCCCUGUGAGGUGGUGACCCAGAGUCAGAGUGGGGAAGCCAACCACGCCCCACAGGCCUGGCAGGCAGUUUCUUAGGGCUCAUGACCCUGGUAGUGACACAGGCUCUUUGGAAAGUCAGCUUGUGUAUUCAGUGGCUGGGAACAGCUCACCCCAUGACCUGGGAACUUGACACCAGUGGAGAGCAUACUUGGAAGGUCAGACUGACAAGGCCACCUGCUUUGGGCAGACACAGGGGCAGUAUCACGAAAGCACCAAGCAGUCUUAAAGGAGCAUAUUGCUAUCUGUGUUCAGGCUUAUGAUGCCAAGAUACUGGUUUGGGUUUGCAGGCAUUGUUUCCCUCGUGCCAGACUCCAAUUAGGUCUAGUUUCCAGAAAUUCCAGCUGGUUGUGUGGUUCCUCCCUUGUUCUGGCCGCAGCCUGGAAGAGCUACUCAGGAUCUGUUGUUGCUGUCGCCUCCUUCCCAACCUCCGCCCUCUCUACAGACAUGGUCAGAAGUGUACACACAGACCCAGUGGGCUGUAUCCGAAGACUCACAGGGCCUCACUCCAGUCAUCUUCCUCCAGGAUUAUUUCUCUCAGAAACUGCAAGCUCCUCUGUGUUGGCGGCAGUCAAAUACGAGGAAUGCAGCUAGAGAAACAGCCUUUACUCUUGUGUGCCUCCACCCUGGCAUCCUUUCCUUCUUGGCUCUUUCCAGUGACCUCCUGUUCAUUUUUUAGGCCUGGCCAUCACAGAGUGCCCACCACUUCUCCCUUCCUCAGGGAGAAUUAAAUUUUCCCUUCCUCAGAUCCCAUUGGAUUUUUUUUUACAAAUUCAUCACAAUGCUGCUUUUUUAUGAGAUAUAAUUUACAGUUAUAUGAGUUGUGACAAGUAUAUGUUUGUCAAAUACGUGUAGUCAUGUAACCAUCACCGUAAUCAAGGCAGCAAACAGAAUUGCCCCCCAAAUUUCCCUGUGCUACUUUGUAGUCAGACCCUCCCUUCUCCCCUAGGCUCUGGCGGCCACUGAUGUGAUUUCUCUCCUAAUGAUUUGCCUUUGCCAGAAUCGUAUGUAAAUGGGAUUGCGCAGUUGUCAUGGUUUGAGAGGCUUCUUUGACUCAGCACAGGGCAUUUCAGAUUCCUCCAUGUUGUUUUGUAUACCCAUAGUUCAUAUCUUCUCAGAGCUGAGUACCCAUGACUUUUUAUCCAUAUCUCUAUGGGGGCCUCUUCCACUGUAUCUGGAUAUGUGAUAUUUUUCCAUCUGUCUCCUUAAUGGGUAGCCAGGUUCCUCCAUGACUGGAAUGUUUCUUGUUGCCUCUGUAUCCCUAGCCUGCACGUAGUAGGCACUUGAUGGAAUGUGCUGGGCAGCUGUGUGUUGAUAGUGGAGGUCCUUAUCCUCUCUGGCUCUCUCUAGGGUCCCAGCUGGUCCCUGCUCAGGCCCUAUGUUCAGCAGGCGACCUGGAGAGACACCCAGGGAUAGGCAGGCAGGCUUCUCGUAAAGCACUCCUACCCUCAGUUUGGUGUCCCUGAUAGGUGGGUGCCAACAUUUGUUGGGAGGUUCAGGGGGUUGUCUGUGGAUCCCCUGAAGCUCUUCUUUGUGGCACUCAUGAAUUCCUGGGACUGCGGUACAGGCAUGUGGCUGACUGUUUCCUUCCUCUGAAGCCAGAGAAGCCCUCUUUGGGCCUUGUUUGCACUGAGUCACAGCUAUGCUGGCUAGUUAGUUAAAAAUAGGCUCUCGUUAUCUCCGCCCUGUGAUAGGCCCUUCUCUCCUCGGGCAGAGGCAGGAAUCCUUAUGUAAAUAUUUGGAGGAGCUUGUGCCUGGGUUGAUUUCCAUGCCAGGAUCUGUUUGCCUGGACUCCUGGAGCUGUGAGGGCAAGGUGGCAGUGGGAGAGUGAGAGGUGGCAUAUGUUAGAACACUCAGGGUGUUCACAUUACUUGGAAGACGGCUGGACUUCAUGGUGGUGCCUUGAGCCGGUGGAAGUGGUUGGUCAUUUGCUGUAGUGACAAUGGCUUAGUCUUAAAAAGUCCGUAGGACUUACUGGAAAAACUGUCAGAUUUGAAAUCAGAUUGACCACAAUUCAAACCUGUGAUUCCUCGUCUUACUCACCUGUGGCCUUAAAGAAGUUACAUGACUCCUCUGAGCAUCAGUUUCUCCUUUGUAAACAGGGCUGAUGUUAUCUACUCCACCAGAGUGACUGUGAGAAUUAAAAGCGGUCAUAUGUGUAAAGCAUGUAACAGCCCCGCACACAGUAGACUCUCAUUUAGUACUGACUGCUGCCACGGCCAUCUCUAGUCUUGCUGUCUACUUCGCCAGCAAACACUACAACUUUGCACUGGAUAACUAAGGGAAGAAUUAGCGGUUCUGAAAGGACAUAGAAAUGUCCAGAUGUCUUUCCAGACCUCUUUCCGAUGUGCUCACAUCUCUUUAACUUCUGUUGGCUUUCAGCCCUACAGUUAAAUAACUUCAACAGCUGCCCAAGUAGGGCUGAUAACUCGGGACUCAUUAGCUGGGAGAGGACUGUAACUGAGCUUAAAAAUAGAGCUACGUCCUUUGCCUGGUACGGGGGCUGUGCAAGCCUCUGGAGAAAAGGCCAGGCAGCAUCUGCGUACCUAGGCUGAGCUGGACUCUGGGGAGCUGGCAGCUGCAAACCUCCCAGGACCCUGCCAGGCAAGCCUGACUUUCCUUGGUCCAGAAGCCCUGAGGGUGCCACCAUGGAGUCUAACCACUGCUGAGCAGACAGCCACAGGAGGGCCGAAGUUCUGAACCUUCCUCUGGACCCAGGCAGGAGACACACAGCCAAGAAAGGCAAACUCACCAUGGCUUCCACCAAUGCAGAGAGCCAGCUCCAGAGAAUCAUCCGAGACUUGCAAGAUGCUGUGACAGAACUAAGCAAAGAAUUUCAGGAAGCAGGGGAACCCAUCACGGAUGAUAGCACGAGCUUGCAUAAAUUUUCUUAUAAACUUGAGUAUCUUCUGCAAUUUGAUCAGAAAGAGAAGGCCACCCUCCUGGGCAACAAAAAGGACUACUGGGAUUACUUCUGUGCCUGCCUGGCCAAGGUGAAAGGAGCCAAUGAUGGGAUCCGAUUUGUCAAGUCUAUCUCUGAGCUCCGAACAUCCCUGGGGAAAGGAAGAGCAUUUAUUCGCUACUCCUUGGUGCACCAGAGGUUGGCAGACACCUUACAGCAGUGCUUCAUGAACGCCAAAGUGACCAGUGACUGGUACUAUGCAAGAAGCCCCUUUCUGCAGCCAAAGCUGAGCUCGGACAUUGUGGGUCAACUCUAUGAACUGACUGAGGUUCAAUUUGACCUGGCAUCGAGGGGCUAUGACUUGGAUGCUGCCUGGCCAACAUUUGCCAGGAGGACGCUGGCCACUGGCUCUUCUGCUUACCUAUGGAAACCCCCUAGCCGCAGCUCCAGCAUGAGCAGUUUGAUGAGCACCUACCUGCAGACUCAAGAGAUGGCAUCCAAUUUUGACCUUAACAGUCCCCUAAACAAUGAGGCAUUGGAGGGCUUUGAUGAAAUGCGGCUAGAGCUGGACCAGUUGGAGGUGCGGGAAAAGCAGCUGCAGGAGCGCAUGCAGCAGCUGGACAGAGAGAACCAGGAGCUGAGGGCAGCUGUCAGCCUGCAAGGGGAGCAACUGCAGACAGAGAGGGAGAGAGGGCGCACUGCAGCAGAGGACAACGUUCGCCUCACUUGCUUGGUGGCUGAGCUCCAGAAGCAGAGGGAGGUAACCCAGGCCACCCAGAACACUGUGAAGGAGCUACAGACGUGCCUGCAGGCCCUGGAGCUAGGAGCAGCAGAAAAGGAGGACUACCACACAGCCCUGCGGCAGCUGGAGUCCCUGCUGCAGCCCUUGGCACAGGAGCUUGAGGCCACACGGGAUUCACUGGGCAAGAGGAACCAGCAUUUAGCCAGCAUCCCAGACUGGCUGGCUAUGGCUCAGCAGAAGGCUGAUGCGGCACCAGACACAAAGGGCCAGCAAGAACCCAUUCCCAGUGAUGCGGCUCGGGAGAUCCAGGAGCUACAGGAGAAGCUUCGAGCCCUGGAAAGGGAGAGAACCAAGGUUGAAGAGGUCAACAGGCAGCAGAGUGCCCAGCUGGAGCAGCUGGCCAAGGAGCUGCAGCUGAAAGAGGACGCCCAGGCCAACCUGGAGCGCCUGGUGAAGGAGGUGGCCCCACUCCAGGAGGAGUUGUCUGGGAAGGGACAGGAGGCAGACCAGCUCUGGCGACGGCUGCAGGAGUUGCUGGCCCACUCAAGCGCCCGGGAGGAGGAGCUGGCAGAGUUGCGACGGGAGGAGAAACAGCGACAGGAGGAGAAGGAGCUGCUGGAGCAGGAGGUAACAUCUCUGACCCGGCAGCUGCAGUUCCUGGAGACCCAGCUGGCACAGGUGAACCAACAUGUGAGUGACCUGGAGGAACAGAAGAAGCAGCUCAUCCAGGACAAAGACCGCCUGAGCCAGAAGGUGGGUGUGCUGGAGCAGCUUGCUGGGCAGCCCGGCCCAGAACUGCCAGUGGCAGAUGAGAAGAAUGAGACCCUGGUCCCUGUGAACUCCCCUCUGCAAGUGGCCUGUGGGAAGCCGGAGGAGGAGCAGAGGAGCCUGCAGGGGGCACAGUUAGACGAUACCAAGGUGCAGGAGGGCAGCCAGGAGGCAGAGCUCCAGCAGGCCAACAGGGAGCUAGAGAAGGAGCUACAGAAUGUGGUUGGGCGUAACCAGCUCCUGGAGGGCAAGCUGCAGGCCCUGCAGGCCGAUUACCAGGCUUUGCAGCAGCGGGAAGCAGCCAUCCAGGGCUCCUUGGCCUCCCUGGAGGCGGAGCAGGCCAGCAUCCGGCACUUGGGCGAGCAGAUGGAGGCAAGCUUGCUGGCUGUAAGGAAGGCCAAGAAGGCCAUGAAAGCCCAGGUGGCAGAGAAGGAGGCCGCUCUGCAGAGCAAGGAGGGUGAGUGCCAGCAGCUGCGGGAGGAGGUGGAGCAGUGCCGGCAACUGGCAGAGGCCCGGCACAGAGAGUUUAGGGCUCUCGAGAGCCAGUGCCACCAGCAGACCCAGCUGAUCGAGGUCCUCACAGCAGAGAAAGGCCAGCAGGGAGUUAGCCCACUCCCCGACAGUGAAGCCCGUGAGCUGGCUGCGCAGCUGGCUGUGUCUCAGGCGCAGCUGGAAGUCCAUCAGGGAGAGGCCCAGCGGCUGCAGGCUCAGGUGGUGGACCUGCAGGCUAAGAUGCGGGCAGCUCUGGAUGACCGGGACAAGGUGCAGAGCCAGCUGAGCAUGGCUGAGGCAGUCCUGAGCGAGCACAAGACACUUGUGCAGCAGCUAAAGGAACAGAAUGAAGCCCUCAACAGGGCCCAUGUCCAGGAGCUGCUGCAGUGCUCAGAGCGUGAAGGGAUGCUGCAGGAGGAGAGGGCCGGUGAGGCCCAGCAGAGGGAGGAGGAGCUGCGGGCCCUGCAGGAGGAGCUGUCCCAGGCCAAAUGCAGCUCUGAGGAAGCACAGCUGGAGCACUCUGAGCUCCAGGAGCAGCUGCACCAGGCCAACACGGACACAGCCGAGCUAGGCAUCCAGGUUUGUGCAUUGACCAUGGAAAAGGAACAGGUGGAGGAGGCACUGGCCCGUGCUGUCCAGGAGCUCUGGGACUCCAAAGAGGCAGCCUCAAGGGAGCGAGAGAGCCUGGAGUGCCAAGUAGCUGGGCUGCAGCAAGAGAAGGAGAGCUUGCAGGAGAAGCUGAAGGCGGCCAAGACAGCAGCCAGCUCACUGCCUGGCCUGCAGGCCCAGCUCGCCCAGGCCGAGCAGCGGGCCCAGAGCCUCCAGGAUGCUGCACACCAGGAGCUUGACACCCUCAAGUUCCAGCUGAGUGCUGAAAUCAUGGACUACCAGAGCAGACUUAAGAAUGCUGGCGAAGAGUGCAGGAACCUCAGAGGCCAGCUUGAGGAGCAAGGCCGGCAGCUGCAGGCUGCCGAGGAAGCUGUGGGGAAGCUGAAGGCCACCCAAGCAGACAUGGGAGAGAAGCUGAGCUGCACCAGCAACCACCUUGCGGAGUGCCAGGCAGCCAUGCUGAGGAAGGACCAGGAGGGGGCUGCCCUGCGUGAAGACCUAGAAAGGACCCAGAAGGAACUCGAAAAAGCCUCAAUAAAAAUCCAAGAGUAUUACAACAAACUUUGCCAGGAGGUGACAGACCGCGAGAGGAAUGACCAGAAGAUGCUCGCUGACCUGGAUGACCUCAACAGAACCAAGAAGUAUCUCGAGGAGCGGCUGAUAGAGUUGCUCAGGGACAAGGAUGCUCUCUGGCAGAAGUCUGAUGCCCUAGAAUUCCAGCAGAAGCUCAGUGCCGAGGAGAGGUGGCUUGGGGACACGGAGGCAAACCACUGCCUCGACUGCAAGCGGGAGUUCAGCUGGAUGGUGCGGCGGCACCACUGUAGGAUAUGUGGCCGCAUCUUCUGUUACUACUGCUGCAACAACUACGUCCUAACCAAGCACGGUGGCAAGAAGGAGCGCUGCUGCCGAGCCUGUUUCCAGAAGCUCAGUGAAGGCCCUGGCUCCCCUGAUAGCACUGGCUCAGGCACUAGCCAGGGAGAGCCCAGCCCUGCACUAUCACCAGCCUCAGCUGGGCCCCAGGCCACAGGACACCAAGGAGCAAUCACAGACUACAGGCCACCAGACGAUGCUGUGUUUGAUAUCAUCACAGAUGAGGAAUUGUGCCAGAUACAGGAGUCCGGCUCCUCCUUGCCUGAGACACCCACUGAAACUGAUUCUCUUGACCCAAAUGUGGCUGAACAGGACACUACAUCAACCUCACUAACGCCUGAGGACACUGAAGACAUGCCCGUGGGGCAGGAUGCAGAAAUCUGCCUGCUGAAGUCUGGAGAACUAAUGAUCAAAGUACCCCUCACAGUGGAAGAGAUCGCCAGUUUCGGGGAGGGCAGCAGGGAGCUGUUCGUGAGAUCCAGCACCUACAGCCUGAUCCCCAUCACUGUGGCCGAGGCAGGCCUCACCAUCAGCUGGGUCUUCUCCUCUGACCCCAAGAGCAUCUCCUUUAGCGUGGUCUUCCAGGAGGCCAAGGACACACCACUGGAUGAAUGUAAGGUCCUCAUUCCUACGACCCGAUGCAACUCCCACAAGGAGAACAUCCAGGGCCAGCUCAAGGUUCGCAUGCCUGGUAUCUACAUGCUCAUCUUUGACAACACCUUCUCAAGGUUUGUCUCUAAAAAGGUAUUUUAUCACUUGACGGUUGAUCGGCCCGUGAUCUACGAUGGAAGUGAUUUCCUGUAGCUUCAGCACCUCAGUAGCUUCACUUCAUCCACAGGAAACACUACUCUUCCUCACCUGUCACAUAAAGCAUUUUUUUAAAAAGUCAGCUGCUCCAAACUCAUCAACUCUGCCCCUCUGGAAGAGAGGCCCCUGGGCUGCCCCUCAGAGGUGGCGUCUGGGGAGCACUUUGUGCUCAGCACGAUGCACCAGUCACUGUUAGCCCCAGAGGCUUUGAAAGGCUCAGGCAGUGUUUCCGUUAAGUAGUAGAUCUCUAUCCAGCUGUUCUCAUGCCCAAAGGGAUGCUCUACCAAAGGCUUAAAUACCCAGGAGACCAUCAGCCUCUCCUGGAAGCACAGUUGGCUCCAGGCCUCCUGUGGAGGGUUUCACAGGCAAAGGUGAUCCCAACUUCUGCUGAUGGGGAGACUUUCUGCCCUGCGCCACUAGGGCCCUGCAUCUUGGAGACCUGAGCUGGUUGCCCUGACCAUGCCCUGUGAGUCCGCAGGCUAUGAGGCCCUCAAGUACUCCUAGGAAAAGGAAACACAUGCCAUCAUGCAAGCCAGGGUGCCAGGGGACCCUCCUGAGAUCUGGACCAGCCUCCUCCAGUCACGGUCCUGUCCCUUAGUGCCCCAGUAAGCUGGGGGCUGCUCCAGAACUCAGCAGUGUUGAAAGGGCCUCUAAGCUGCACUCUCUUCCUGGCCCUUUUGUCUGGGUGACUCUGUCCUCAAGUAAAGCCCUUCACUCAGCCAGGCCUCUCCACAGCUCAAAACAUUGCCCUAAGAAUCAGAAGUAAGGAUAAUC
This is a messenger RNA of Sapajus apella (tufted capuchin), 13728 nucleotides long. It is a transcript of the gene FYCO1, whose product is annotated as FYVE and coiled-coil domain autophagy adaptor 1. The transcript is spliced from 18 exons. The coding region runs from base 8518 to 12951 and encodes 1477 amino acids. Gene Ontology annotation, biological process: plus-end-directed vesicle transport along microtubule; positive regulation of autophagosome maturation. The record is from RefSeq and is a predicted model, not a curated record. Lineage: Eukaryota; Metazoa; Chordata; Mammalia; Primates; Cebidae. Gene Ontology annotation, molecular function: metal ion binding. Gene Ontology annotation, cellular component: late endosome; autophagosome; lysosome.